Orycteropus afer afer is the source of this 3438-nucleotide messenger RNA. RefSeq names its product contactin 5 (gene CNTN5). Gene Ontology annotation, biological process: cell-cell adhesion; brain development. The coding region runs from base 1 to 3438 and encodes 1145 amino acids. Gene Ontology annotation, molecular function: cell-cell adhesion mediator activity. The record is from RefSeq and is a predicted model, not a curated record. The transcript has 23 exons. Lineage: Eukaryota; Metazoa; Chordata; Mammalia; Tubulidentata; Orycteropodidae.
AUGGCAAAGAAAAGCACAGUAUUUCCCAAUCUGACCCAAACCCGCUGUGUAAUCUGCUGGGAGGGGAGGGAGUUAGCCUUUCUGGUGCACCAGCGAGAUCUCAACCUGAGUUUCAGCAAUGGUGUCCGUGUCCCGCUGCACCCUCACCUCCCAAAUUACCGACAAAAUCAGCCACUAGAAACAGAAUAUUCUGAAGCUCUUCCUGGUCUCCCUGUUUCAUAUGCUGCUUUGCUAAGAAUUAAGAAGAGUUCAUCUUCAGCACUCUUUGGUUCAAAGAACAGACCACGAUAUAGCAGUCCCUCAUUAGGAACAAUGAGUGUUUCUUCACCGAGUUGGCGAGGGACAGCUCAGCAUUAUCAUUCUCCCUUCAAUCUUUAUCAUUCUUCAGAAGCCUUCAAACAAGAUGAAAGCGUGGACUAUGGGCCAGUGUUUGUACAAGAACCAGAUGAUAUCAUUUUCCCAACUGAUUCUGAUGAAAAAAAAGUAGCUCUUAAUUGUGAAGUUCGUGGUAAUCCAGUUCCUAGUUACAGAUGGCUUCGAAAUGGAACAGAAAUAGACAUAGAAAGUGAUUAUCGCUACAGUUUGAUAGACGGCGCCUUCAUUAUAAGCAAUCCCAGUGAAGCAAAGGAUUCUGGUCAUUAUCAAUGUUUAGCAGCCAACACUUUUGGAAGUAUUCUGAGUAGAGAAGCCAUACUUCAGUUUGCCUAUCUGGGAAAUUUUAGUGGCCGGACAAGAAGUGCAGUCUCUGUGAGGGAAGGCCAGGGGGUUGUUCUGAUGUGCUCUCCUCCGCCUCAUUCACCAGAGAUCAUCUAUAGCUGGGUCUUUAACGAGUUCCCUUCCUUUGUGGCGGAAGACAGCCGGCGCUUCAUUUCCCAGGAGACAGGCAACCUCUACAUUUCUAAAGUCCAAACAUCCGAUGUUGGCAGCUAUAUAUGCCUGGUGAAAAACACAGUGACCAAUGCUCGAGUACUUAGUCCUCCAACUCCACUCACACUACGUAAUGACGGUGUGAUGGGAGAAUAUGAGCCAAAAAUUGAGGUCCAUUUCCCUUUCACAGUUACAGCUGCUAAGGGAACAACUGUUAAGAUGGAGUGCUUUGCACUUGGCAACCCCGUUCCAACAAUCACAUGGAUGAAGGUUAAUGGUUAUAUUCCUAGUAAAGCACGUCUGCGGAAAUCUCAGGCAGUGCUGGAGAUACCCAACGUGCAGCUGGAUGAUGCAGGCAUAUAUGAGUGCAAAGCUGAAAAUUCACGUGGAAAAAAUUCCUUUCGUGGACAAUUACAAGUAUACACCUAUCCACACUGGGUAGAAAAACUGAAUGAUACUCGUUUAGACAGUGGAAGUCCUCUCCGAUGGGAAUGUAAGGCCACUGGAAAACCCAGGCCCAUAUAUCGUUGGCUGAAGAAUGGAGUUCCCCUCUUGCCUCAGAGUAGGGUUGAGAUGGUUAAUGGAGUAUUGAUGAUCCACAAUGUGAAUCAAUCAGAUGCUGGAAUGUAUCAGUGUUUGGCUGAAAAUAAAUAUGGAGCCAUUUAUGCCAGUGCUGAACUAAGGAUUUUAGCUUCAGCUCCCACUUUUGCACUGAAUCAAUUGAAGAAAACAAUAAUUGUUACCAAAGACCAAGAAGUCAUCAUAGAGUGCAAACCCCAAGGUUCUCCAAAGCCUACCAUCUCUUGGAAGAAAGGAGACAAAGCAGUUAGAGAGAACAAAAGAAUAGCUAUUCUUCCAGACGGGAGUCUACGAAUCCUAAAUGCUUCUAAAUCUGAUGAGGGAAAGUACAUUUGCCAAGGGAAAAAUGUCUUUGGUUCUGCUGAAAUUAUAGCAUCUGUAUUUAUAAAAGAACCUACAAGGAUAGAACUUACUCCUAAAAGAAUGGAGUUAACAGUGGGAGAAAGCAUUGUCCUCAACUGCAAAGCGAUUCAUGAUGCUAGUUUGGAUGUUAAUUUCUACUGGACACUAAAAGGACAGCCUAUCAAUUUUGAGAAAGAGGGUGGACAUUUUGAAAGCAUCAGGGUCCAAGCAUCCUCUGCAGAUUUAAUGAUCAGGAACAUCCUUCUGAUGCAUGCUGGGAGAUAUGGCUGCAGGGUACAGACCACAGCAGACAGUGUGUCAGAUGAGGCAGAACUUCUUGUUAGGGGUCCCCCAGGCCCACCCGGGAUAGUGAUUGUUGAGGAAAUCACCGAAAACACAGCCACACUGUCCUGGAGUCCAGCAGUUGACAACCAUAGCCCAGUCUCCUCCUACAACCUCCAGGCUCGCAGUCCCUUCUCCCUAGGCUGGCAAACAGUAAAAACAGUUCCAGAAAUCAUAACAGGGGACAUGGAAUCAGCUAUGGCAGUGGACCUGAAUCCCUGGGUGGAAUAUGAAUUUAGAGUGGUGGCCACCAAUCCGAUUGGAACCGGAGAUCCAAGCACGCCAUCUCGAAUGAUCCGCACGAAUGAAGCAGGCUACAGUUCAGGUUCAGGAAUGCACUCAAGAUACUGUUCUUCAAUCAGGGCAGUGUCUCCUCUGCUAAACCCUCAGCCAGUAUCUGAAGAGUUUCAGAAUGGGGAAGGCUUUGGUUAUAUUGUGGCUUUUAGACCCAAUGGAACACGUGGCUGGAAGGAAAAAAUGGUGACAUCUUCUGAAGCUUCAAAAUUCAUUUAUCGAGAUGAAAGUGUCCCUCCUCUUACUCCCUUUGAAGUGAAGGUUGGCGUUUAUAACAAUAAAGGAGAUGGACCUUUUAGUCAAAUUGUGGUCAUCUGUUCAGCCGAAGGAGAACCCAGUGCUGCUCCCACAGAUGUCAAGGCUACAAGUGUGUCUGUGUCAGAGAUUCUUGUUGCAUGGAAACAUAUUAAAGAGAGCUUAGGAAGACCACAGGGAUUUGAGGUUGGUUACUGGAAAGAUAUGGAACAAGAAGAAGCAGCAGAAACAGUCAAAACCAGGGGGAAUGAAUCAUCCAUCAUCCUGACAGGAUUAGAAGGAAAUACGUUAUAUCACUUCACAGUGAGGGCUUAUAAUGGAGCUGGAUAUGGGCCACCUAGCAGUGAAGUGAGUGCAACCACCAAGAAAUCUCCCCCUAGUCAAGCACCAAGCAACCUCAGAUGGGAGCAACAAGGCUCUCAGGUUUCUCUGAGCUGGGAACCUGUCAGACCAUUAGCCAAUGAAUCUGAAGUCAUGGGUUACAAGGUUUUUUAUAGGCAAGAGGGUCACAGCAACAGUGAAGUCAUUGAAACACAGAAACUUCAAGCAGUAGUACCACUCCCUGACCCAGGAGUCUACAUUAUUCAAGUCCAAGCUUAUAGUGAAGGAGGGGAUGGAACGGCUAGUUCCCAAAUCAGGGUACCAUCAUAUUCAGGUGGAAAAAUCACAAGUGCCCAGUCGACCCUCCACACUUUAUCUACAUCCUCAUCAUCAAUAACGUUGCUCUUGGCGUUGAUGAUCCCUUCAACUUCUUGGUGA